AUGCAGUCAGUCUCAAAGUUGCUCAGGACAUCGCGGGUCGCUGCUGCCUUGCCGCGGAUGAAGGCGGUGCGGUUCCAGUCGACAUACACAAAGCCGCGGACGGGUGUGAACCCCGCCUACGACGAGGCCCUGAAGGUGAUCGAGGCAUACAAGAUCAAAAAGACAUCCGAGGCCGAGGCUGCGGCAAAAGAGCUGAAGGACGCGCAGGCAAAGAGCGCCAGCUCUGCGGAGGUCAGCGCGCUGAAGAAGAAGUACUUUGAUCUGGCAGUGGAGGCCGAGAUCAACGACUCGGAGCCUGUAUACGCGCACCUGAAGGAGCAGGCGUGGCGGGCGCGCCCGCUGGAGAUUCUGAUGCAGCGCCUGCUGCAGAUGUACGUGCUGCCGGAUCUGCUGGACCCGCGCGAGGUCGGCAUUCCGCAAGCGCAGCUCAACGUUGCCCUGGCAGAGGCCCUGCUUGAGCCUGGAUCGGUGAUCGAGCCCAGCGAGGCGCGCAAGCAGCCGGAGAUCGAGUUGACGACCUUCCACGAGGACACGCGGCUGCACACCCUGGUGAUGGUGGACCUGGACGAGCCGCAUGUCGAGCAGCAGACGUUCCGCGAGCAGUUCCACUGGGUGGUCGCCAAUCUACCGUUCUCGAUGAGCCAGACCAAGACGCAGAUCAGCGAGGGCAGCGAGCUGCUGGCGUACAUUCCGCCGCACCCCGCGCGCGGCUCGCCGACACACCGCUACGCGUUUGUUGCCUUUGAGCAGCCCGACGGUGGCAAGCAGCGGAUAGAGAACAUUGAGGUGUCGCGCGAUCUCGUGCUGCGCGAGUUCGCCAAGCAGCACCAUCUGCGCCCCGUCGGCCUGUCGUUCUUCCGCGCCAACUGGAACGAGUCCGUCGACGAGGUGUACCGCGAUGUGCUCAAGCUGGCCCCGCCCAGCUAUGGCCAGAUGCCUGCGUUGCGCACGAACGUCACCCCCGAUGGCCGCCAGAUCAACGCCUAUGCCAACUACUAG
This is a messenger RNA of Linderina pennispora, 999 nucleotides long. RefSeq names its product PEBP-like protein. NCBI's taxonomy places the organism in Eukaryota, Fungi, Kickxellomycota, Kickxellomycetes, Kickxellales, Kickxellaceae. The transcript has 2 exons. The coding region runs from base 1 to 999 and encodes 332 amino acids. The record is from RefSeq and is a predicted model, not a curated record.